AUGAGUGGCAUGUUAUUAGAGAGUGAAAGUGAUCAUGAAGAUUCUGAAAUUUCCAGUGGUUAUUCUGAGAAUGGUCGGUUAAUGAGUCAAGAUCCCUUGUCGUUAUCUACUGGUAAUGUAAUGCAGAGCAGGUUGGAGCAAUACAGCAAAAGACUUUCGCAAUUAGGAUUGGCUGCUACUGACGGUGAUAGCAAUGGAGAUGGGACUGAUAAUGAUAUAAUACCUUCUGAGUACGAUGAAGAGGAGAUUAGUGUACCUAAACAGGAGGUACCGAUGACUACUUCGUUGAUUUUGGACAAGUUGCCUCCUACUACUAAUGAAUUUUUGCAUCAAUUAUCGAUUAAAGAGAUGGAACAAGAUAUUGAAAAAACAGUUCAUAAAAUUCAAAUAAAAUUUCAACCUAUUGGGUCUAUUCCUCUAAUUACUCCAUCUGUCUGUACGAUAUCAUCUCAACAAACAUUUUCAAUGAUUAUAUUAUUUUUAAAGAAACGACUUAAAGUGGAACAAGUGUUUUGUUACAUUAAUAAUUCAUUUGCACCUAACCCUCAACAGACUAUCGGUAGCUUAUGGUCUCAAUUCAAAGUUAAUGAUGAACUUAUAGUAAGCUACUGCGGGACAGUUGCAUUUGGUUAG
Molecule: messenger RNA, 633 nt
Organism: Vanderwaltozyma polyspora DSM 70294
Lineage: Eukaryota; Fungi; Ascomycota; Saccharomycetes; Saccharomycetales; Saccharomycetaceae
Gene: ATG12
Product: Atg12p
Exons: 1
Coding region: 1-633 (210 amino acids)
Biological process (GO): C-terminal protein lipidation; nucleophagy; autophagy of mitochondrion
Cellular component (GO): Atg12-Atg5-Atg16 complex; cytoplasm; phagophore assembly site membrane
Source: RefSeq, a predicted model, not a curated record